This is a messenger RNA of Triticum turgidum subsp. durum (durum wheat), 243 nucleotides long. The record is from the annotation of a GenBank genome assembly. Lineage: Eukaryota; Viridiplantae; Streptophyta; Magnoliopsida; Poales; Poaceae.
AUGUCGGCAAUGUCGACCAAGUGCAUCAUCGGUGCGCUGGUUGGGUCCCUUGGAAUUGCGUACGUCUGCGACACGAUCGUUUCUGACAAGAAGAUCUUUGGAGGCACCGUCUGCAAGAUCGCGACAGACAAGGAGUGGUUUCAGGCCACAGACGCCAAGUUCCAGGCCUGGCCCCGUGUCGCCGGGCCGCCGGUCAUCAUGAACCCCAUCAGCCGCCAGAACUUCAUCGUCAAGGACCCCUGA